Messenger RNA from Patiria miniata (bat star), 2675 nucleotides. RefSeq lists its product as uncharacterized. NCBI's taxonomy places the organism in Eukaryota, Metazoa, Echinodermata, Asteroidea, Valvatida, Asterinidae. The transcript is spliced from 4 exons. Bases 134 to 1891 code for a protein of 585 amino acids. The record is from RefSeq and is a predicted model, not a curated record.
AUGAUCUUACGGUCACCCUGAUGUGACCUAGCAUGCAGUGCAGUAGUUUGUUCUUGUACAAACAUGUGCGCGCGUAUUCAACUCAAAAUUAACUUGUCGAAGACGGUGUAAUCCAUAAACAGAGAAGUACAAAAUGCACGUUUGUUCGGUGUUACACUGCAGACACCGGAGUCGAAAAAGAGACAAAGGUGUCUCGUUUUACAAGCUGCCUUCCGUUCUGAAGCACCAGGGGUCGCAAACCGAAGAACUCAGCCGUCGGCGCAGGGCGAGGUGGUUGGCCAACAUCGGCAGGGAGGAUUUGCUCGCAAAAGAGGCGACACAGACGUCAACUUUGGUUCACUUACGAGUAUGUGGUGACCACUUCAUCAGUGGAAAGCCGUCGACUUUGUACAGUCCCGCCAGCCCAGACUGGGCACCCACUCUGAAUAUGGGACACAGUAACCCUGUCGCAGGAGGGCAAACCAACCUGGUCCCCUUCAUGUUUCAGUCGCAGGGACCGAGCUUUGUAGCGAUUCCAUCGGUGCCAACAACAACAGAGAAAGGACGACAGUUUGCAGUCCCGAUGUUAAAUCACCAGAACGUCUCCACCUUACAGCACCCAAUCAGCGUGGAUCACAACUACCAUGUCAUGGAGCAAACUCAGCUCCCCUCCGGCAUGUUUGUAGUAUCCAGACCAGAAAUGCAGAGUGCUGGAACAGUGGCACCAAUAGUACCCAUCAGUAUGGAAGGAGCUGUGGCAAACAGAAGUUCCGUAAACGAGGGUGCUCCAACAAACGCCACUGCUACUCAGACUGGCUUAACUAAGCUACAAAUAAAGCAGAACGAUGACGAGAUGCUGUACCUCAGACAUGAGCUCUAUAAACUGCGAGAGGAGAAAGCUAGCAGCGUACUUGAUGAGUUAGCUUUCCAAAAUGAUGAAUACAAGGUUAAGUUCUACACGGGCCUGCCCAGCUUACGCUUACUCAUGACUUUCUUGGAGUUCAUCUCGCCCCACAUUACGUCUUCAAACAGGAACUCCCUGACCAAGUUCCAGGAAUUUGUGAUGGUGCUGAUGCGACUUCGUCGCAACCUGCCGCUGCAGGAUCUGGGAUACAGAUUCAACGUCGCGUCCUCCACAGCCAGCCGUUUGUUUGAAAGGUGGAUAGACACAAUGGCUGUGAGGCUACAACAUCUCAUCAUGUUCCCGGAACAUACUGUUAUGGAUAGUCGCAUCAGUAGGGAGUUUGCGACAGUGUUGGGCGACUACAGGGAACCCAUCUUCGUGCACUGCAUUGAACUGUUUCUUGAUUGGCCUAGGAGUUGGGUCAAGAAGUCAAAUCGUAAGACCCCAGAGUCAGUGAAGUUUCUAAUCGGCUUGAGUCCCUGUGGCCUGAUAGGUUUUGUUUCGAAGGUGUGGAUGGGGAAAGACACUCCUCGUUAUCAGUCGCAACUAAUAGAAAAGAGCGGAAUUGUUGAACUUUUGCACCACAACGACGUUGUGUUGUCAGUCCCGGAGUUCGACUUCUCCGAGUCUGGACUGUAUGUUGCCAGAGUUAUACAACCAGAUGUUGCUGACGAAGAGAAGCAACUGUCUGUCCUCGAGUUCAGCAAAGAAGGCACCAAGAGGAUCGCGGGAUUUGUCAGAGUUCAAACGGAGAGUGUGGUUCGAGCGUUGAGACAGAAAUACACGUUUUUGGAUGGAAAGGUCAACGCUGAACUUGUGAAGCCCAGAAACGGCCAGCCGGAAUCACUCAUGGAUAAAGUUGUGCGAGUGUGCUGCAGUUUGACAAAUACAUGCGCCCCUAGCUCACCUCAGUGUUCAACGUUACGGACAAAACUGAAAGGGAAUUAUGAGUUAUUGGGGGACAAGAAGAACAAAAGUCAAGACUGGCAAUAUAAAGAUACAACAUAGACGGUUGUUCUUAUAAUGCGCCUAUCAAAUGUUUUAUUGACUCCAACUCGCACAUGUGACUUGUCCCUGUUAACUCAGGCAUGCGCACCCAAACCAACGAAUCCGCAUUCCAGAGUCAGAGUUCACACAACACCUGCCUACAUGUACUGUACUUAUAAAGAUGUAAAUUCAAUAGUGUUCAAUGGCUGGGUUUUACGCAAAUCCACCUGCAUGCCUGAGUACCGGGUAAAUCCAUGUCACUUUACUUCCACCAAAAUUGAGCAACAUGUUCCCAGACUGGUAUACACACAUGUCAUUGAAGUAAUUUAUUUCCUGCAUUGAUAUGGGUUUCGCAAACGGGAAGUUAUUUCUGGAGUACAAAGAAACCAACUCCACCCUUUAGGCAAAUCCGCACGAUGUAUUGAUAUAUGUUGCAUUGUACCAUGUCUUCCUGAAAGGCUCUUUCAAUUGCAGGAAAGGGGCUUUGUAACAUAGCUAAAGAAAAAAAGUUAAUACACAACAUUUGCUUUUGCUGUAACUUUCAGAAAUCGAUGGACUAACAAAAUGAUGGAUUUGUUGGUUAGUAUUUUAAAAACAGCACUGGUCUCAUCCUGGUCUCAUCCUUCGUAAUCUUCUACUCAAAAUACAGGUAUUCUUUCACAUCGCCCAUCCCAGUCAUCAAUAUUCCCUUGACCUAGCCAAGCAAUCGUUAUUCCCUGGUUUAUGCUUUUCUUGUUAUGCUUUUCUUGUUAUGCUAAAUUGUUAAUUAUUUAAUUUGUCAAUUUGUCUCUUACUUCUACAUUAA